Exophiala mesophila is the source of this 2510-nucleotide messenger RNA. RefSeq lists its product as uncharacterized. Lineage: Eukaryota; Fungi; Ascomycota; Eurotiomycetes; Chaetothyriales; Herpotrichiellaceae. Gene Ontology annotation, biological process: rRNA processing. Gene Ontology annotation, cellular component: nucleus. Bases 45 to 2357 code for a protein of 770 amino acids. The transcript has a single exon. The record is from RefSeq and is a predicted model, not a curated record.
GUCCAUCUUCACUAGAAUCGUCAUACUUUAUGACUUGAACGGCCAUGCAGCAUGAUGGAUCCUUGCGAUCUGCUAUUCAUCGCCUCACGGUGACGCCUGUGGAUGACUUACCUCGGAUUUCUAGUUUUCUAGCCUCCAGCCUUGCCAAUCAUGAUCUGGAAAAAUUAUUCCUGGAUUCCAAGGAAAAUGCUUCCAUUGUCACCGGCCACAGACUUAAGACACGUGUGACGUCUUUACUCCAGGACAGAAACCCGUCAGGACGGAGUUCGGCUAGUAUUCUUAUCAAGACACUCAUUGAUAAUGGGGGCCCUCAACUGCUGGCAUCUUCUGCGCCAUGGGCGAGAGGACUGCUUAGCUGUUUAAACAAGUCAGAUACACCCGAAGUCAAGAAGCUCUACCUCACCACAAUCACUCGACUCUUUGUGCUCACACAAGAUCAACCUUCACUUGUACGAGAGAUCACCACUCCCCUGCUGCCGACUUUGAUCUCAGCUUGCCUUAAUCUCAUUCGACCAAUGACGAUCAAUACCACCGAAGGAAAAACCAUUUUGGUUGCAAGUCCACUUCUUGAUACUGUAUUGGAAUGCUGGCUUCGGCUACUACCCCAUCAUCCGACUGUCUUCCGUCCUUUUGUCAAUAGGAUCAAACCAAUCUGCUUGAGCCUUUUGAGUAAAGAUGAUAGCACUGAAACCAGCAUCGUUCUGGGAACUGAAUUGCUCUGUUCUCUCAUCUCAUGCGCACCCAAGGCUGCCAUAGUUCAGGAAUGGACUCAAGCCUCUAGCAGUCUGAUUCAGUCCAUCCACGAUAUAUCGAACCAGGUGUUGAGAGGUGUCAUUGAAGAGCAUCAGAGCAAUGAUCCUUCUCUGCUAACGUCGCUGACAAGGCGAGAUUUAUCCAAGCCACCGGAGCAGAGCAACACGGAUAAGCUCGGCAUGGGAGGGUGGGUUGGUAUUACUUCUGGAUGUGCCAGACUGUCAAAGCUUUUGGCAUGGCUGCAAUGUCUGAUCUCAACACCGACCUCUCAAGCAGUACCUGUACGACUGGGGAUGAUUGUCGAUACAAUCUCGCGGCUCAUGGACCUCACGGUGGCAGAUAGUAAGGCACAAGGUGGCAGUAGACUGAAGUUUCACUCUGAGGUCAGCAGGGAAGAAAAGGAAGAAUUACUUCUGAAUCUUCCCAGACUUCAUGUCUCAUGCCUUUGCCUCCUUCAAACCGCUAUCUCGACGUAUGGCCAAGCUACCCUGCCUCUGUACGAGAUCAUCAUCAAUCAAAUACUUGAACUGACAGGAACAAUGAUGUUCCACGUCAAAGUCCGAGAGGCGAGCUAUGAUCUCAUGAGAGCCAUUCUUGAGACGAUGAGUCCACAGCACCUCGACGUGGACCGCAAAGCUUUCUCGAAUCUGAUCAAUUCAUGUUGUGGUGAUCUUAAGUCUGGUCACGCAGAGUUCAGCAAUGAGAGUACAGACCAAGUGAAAGACAUUUCAUUCUCAGCAACUGCCACGAAAGGAACGGCACUUUCUUCGUUCAAUCAUCAUACCUCGAUCUACCAGGCUGCUUGGAAGUUGCUUCCUAUCGCUUUGGGGCCGCCUGCUUACAUGCUCUUAACGAGACAAGUACGAAUUGAGGCAGAUCGACUUUCGAUACUGCUUAACCACAGAGAGGCGAUGCUCGCCAGUGUGAUGAACCCAGUAAUCUCCAAGAAUGGGAAAGCCACAAAUGCUAGUAUUCUUCCUUUUCUGGCCCGAUCCAGUCCCAACCUUCCAGCGGUCGAAGCUUUGCUCAGGCCUCGAUUCCCAAUCAGACCCGUCCAAGUCUCUGAACCAUCGACAAAUCAACGGACAGGAGAUAGUCAUACCUCCGAAGAUGUCAGCAACACUUUUGUGCAUUCAAAUGGUCAAGGAACUGAGAAUAAAGAUCAAGAGGUUCCCGCAAUUGAUGUGCAGGUUCCACCUGCAGAGGAUGUCCAUCGCGCAAAAUCACCGCUAAAACGACCACUCGAAGAAACGAAUCCAAGACUGCCGAGCUUGUUCUCAGCGACCCCCGCAGGCGAAGAACCGGAGUCCAAAAAACCACGCUCUGAAAAUGAUACAAUCAAAAGCGCAAUGAUAACCAUACAGGGUGAUAGUCAAGAUGGCAAGGAGAUAUAUUCCACUGCUGCCUCUGACUUUACCUCUCAAGUCCAGACAGAAGAAGUACUCGUCCCUGCAUCACAGCUUAUCGGACAGCCGAACAACACUCCGCUGAAUGCUCAGCAAGGCAGAAACAUGGAGAUUGCCGAUAGUGACGAGAGUGAUUUCGAAAUCCCUACCAUCGAUCCUGAAAUGGACACCGAUGAAGAGGAAGACGAUGAAGAUUGACCUGGGCCCCUUGAGUCUGUGAGCAUGGAUUGAGAGACAUGGCCAGCUGAGAAGGUUAGUGCUAGCUAGACGAACGAUCAUCGCAUCGCGGCGAUGAUGCAUGAAGUGAGCUUAGUAGUCUAGGUAUAUAGCUACCUGAUCAAUCAGUCCGCG